GUCCCCCUUUUAAUCUUCUCGAGCGUUCAUUAUUUUGCCAUCCCAUAAUACUCUUUCCCCAGAAACCAUUGGACCGCUCCGGAGAGACCGUCAGCAAGCCGUUCGACACCACUGCAGUCCUCGUUAAUCCCACCGUCACGUGCUUUGUGGUCGUUCCUUCCAAUCUUCCGCCAUAUUCCGUUUCUUUAAUUGUCCGCUUCCAUUGCCAUCGUCAGACCAUGUCAUACGGGAAACCGCUUCAGAAGAAACCAGUCUGAUAGAAUCUCUCUACUCUCAAGAUGCAGGACGAACAACCCCCUCAGGGGAAUGCCGGAAUGAACGAAGACACACCAAUGCACACACCCACGUCUCCACAGUCCAACUCUGCGAGCGGGGCCAGCCAUCAUCCACAAUCAGCCCUCCCACUGUGUUUGCCCCGCUUCACCACAUCUACCAAUGCAUUUGGCCUUACUUCCUCUCCAUCUUCUUCAUCAUCGUCUCAACGAUCAAAUGAUUAUUUCGGCUCGGUGAGCGGAUCUAGUAUGGUGAUUAUACCCGGGAUGGCAGCGGCAGCGGCGAGUGACAGGAAGGUCAGGAGACCAAGCAUGUUGAGUUUGGCACAGAACGCGAGUUUUUUAAGUGAAGGAUCAGGAGAAGGGGAAAGAACACCAAUGGCAUUAGUCGUAGACACAGCAGGGGAAAGGGACAAGAGGGGAGCGAUGGAUAUGGUGGAAGAUCCUUCAAGCAGCAAGGCGAUAAGUCAAUUCACAGGCGAUGGGGGUCCCCUUCAACCUACGCCUCGUUGGCCUUCGAGUGGCUCCUUUCAGAGUAGUCUUCUCAGAAGAUCGACAUCAACAUCUACAAUACCGAUGGAGACCCUCAAAACGUCUACACCCGUUCAAAUUGAAUCAGUUGACGAGGAGGCACGCGGAAACAGUGAGGUUGAAAUGGCUACAGACUGGCUGAAUAAGUCAUCGAACCGAAAGGGUAAAGCUCGAGAAGGCUCCCCGUCAAAUCAUGACACCAAACUUCAUCCCCGCCCACUCCCCUCUGCCCUCCUACAAACACUCAUAUCCGAAUCAGCACCCCUUGAGCAUGAAAUCCAAUCGGAAGCCCGUCUUCAGCGGCUACUCAGUUCCCACCCCGCCAAGCUGCCACUCACCCCACGAGCACCUCGCGGAUCUAGGGGUCGGUUUCCUGACCAAGUCGGCGGUGACGAUGAUGAUGAUGAACUCGGUCUUUCGGCCUUCUCUGCCGCGGCCAGGCGGUGGGGUACAGGCAGACCAUGGUCGAAGGAGGAUUCAGACUCAGAUUCAGAUGAUGGUCUACCUGCGGGGGAGGUGAAUGCAGCUUUCGCAGCAGGGAUGGACAUGGAUCGACCAGAGAGUAGUUCAAGUAAUGCGAAUACCAUGGGAGGUGGAUGGGGAGCAAUGAGCGAAUCUGGCAAAUCGACACCCGGCCAGGGGGAAAGAAGACGGAGUAACAGUGGAAGCAGGAGUGGCAGUGGCAGUGCGGGCCCUGGAGCUGGAACGGGCGCAGGGUAUCCGUUCCCGAAUACAAUGUCAACGCCUGGUAUGUCAACCCCUGGUGCUGGAUCUCAAGUACAGACACAAGGCCAAGGACAGCAACCAAUAUCUGCUAUUAAAGGUAGUAGCAAAUUAAGCAUGAGUGGGAUGGUACCUUCACCUGGGAAUGGUCUUCCCAAUGCCUUUGGCGGGCUGGGGAUGGGGACGGGUACUCCACUGGCCAGUCCAACUGUUGAGCGAAAUGAGCUUGUCGGUUCUCCCAACGCUCCGAUGUCGAGCCCUGGGUUGAUGCAAUACCGCGAGUCUUUGGGCGGAAGUGCAUCCCUACGACCUAAUAAACGAAAAGCUCAAGAAGACAGGUUCGACCCGUACAAGCGUCCGCGCGCAGCUUCUCCCUCCCUCCUCUCUUCUCCCGCUUUUCCCCUAUCACCGUCGAGGCCAACUUCCAUUCCCAUCCCGGCAUCUCCCUCGCACGCUCCGUUGUAUCCUUCCGCGUUAUCGACCUCCCAUCCACGCUCCGUCGGCGGUGUAGGCGCGCAAACACAUCCGAGUAGCUCAAGACCGAAUCAUCCGUACACAAGACCGAUGGCUAGUCGGUCCAGAGCAGCCAGUCCGGCUUUGAGCGCUGGGAGUGGGGGUACCAGUUUGGGAAGGGAGAGGUAUCUUGGGCAACACGUUCAGAAUGGGAACAAUGGACAUGGCGGACAGGGGGCCUUGGGAGGGUUGGGUUUGCUGAGUUUGGCGAACAGAGUGAGAGAGGAGGACGAAAAAGAGGAAAGGGGGGAGAGGAUGGAAGAAGACUAAGGCCGGAAUAGAGUCAAACAGGGAAUGUUGUAUACAGUAGUAUCUACCAAAAUCUAUAACAUUGUACAAGUACAAGACAACAUGCAUACACCAACAGAUCAUGAUUAGGC
This is a messenger RNA of Cryptococcus deneoformans JEC21, 2419 nucleotides long. RefSeq lists its product as hypothetical. The transcript has 3 exons. Bases 279 to 2309 code for a protein of 676 amino acids. The record is from RefSeq and is a predicted model, not a curated record. NCBI's taxonomy places the organism in Eukaryota, Fungi, Basidiomycota, Tremellomycetes, Tremellales, Cryptococcaceae.